UUCAAUGUUAAUACUCCACAAUUAAACAGGCUGGGGUGGGGGUUAAAAAAAAGAAAAAAAAGAAAGAAAAAAAAGGAAAGAAAGAAAGAAAGGAAAAACAAGGCAGACAAAAGACGCUUUCGUAAUUUUUACGCACCAGUCGUACAGAAAGCAAUCACGGAAUACAAGCGGACAGACCGAUUCAGUUAAUACUUAAAUACUGUUAUGAAGCGAGAAUGAGUAGCGCAGAGGACAGCGGGAGCAAGUGCUCUUCGGGCCCGAUUUCCAGCUUUACCAUCCAGUCUAUUUUAGGCACACCAACCGAUGAGCUGCGUUCUGGGACCAAAGAACUCUCCAAGGGGCCGCAGCCGCCGCCGCGGAGGCGUUCACUGUCGGUGUCCUCCGAGGAAGAGUGCAGCGGUGGCGAGGACUCAGCGGAUUGUUUCUGCUCUGACACCGGUCACAGCGAGCCGUGCACGCAGCACCAAACCCACAACUUCUCCUGUUUAGGUCCCGCUAAAGGACUUCUGUCUGGAAAUGACGGGCUCGCACGGCGGCCGCACCUGUCACAGCCUCUGCUGCAGGAUUAUAAGGAGGAGCAGGAAAGACCGUGCCAUCAAAUGUCACCUCUGUCGGAGGAGAGACAGACAGACGGUGCGGACAAACAGGGCAACUCGGCCAAAAAGAAGACGCGCACGGUUUUCUCCCGGAGUCAGGUAUAUCAGCUGGAGUCCACCUUCGACAUGAAACGCUACCUGAGCAGCUCGGAGCGGGCCUGCUUAGCCUCCAGUCUACAGCUGACGGAGACUCAGGUCAAGACGUGGUUUCAGAACAGGAGGAACAAAUGGAAAAGGCAGCUCUCAGCGGAGCUGGAGGCGGCAAACAUGGCCCACGCCUCCGCACAGACACUCGUUGGGAUGCCGCUGGUUUUCAGAGAUAACAACUUACUGCGUGUACCGGUUCCCCGGUCUAUCGCCUUUCCGACGCCCCUGUAUUACCCGGGGAGCAACCUGCCAGCGUUACCUUUAUACAACCUGUAUAACAAAAUCGAAUACUGAUUGACUGUGCUGUAUGCUUAUCACUACAGUCCACAUUAAAAACUCAUUACAAAUACAACAUCCUUAUUAGUGUCUCCACAUAAGCCGUGUAUAUUAAUUGUAUUACUUUAUUUGUUGGAUAAUAUGCAGCAACUGUAAGUCUCACGAGAAAGCAGUCAAACUUCCCUACAUGUAUAAAAUACACCAUGUGUAUAAUCAAUAAUAAUUUUGUACUUUUAUUUUGCUCUCUUCCUUUGAAAAAAAAAUGCUUUUAAAUCUUCAUAUCACAUUAGGAAAAGCAGGAUUGAAAAAGAGAUGCUUGGACACUUCGGUGUGGCAAAAUGUUACAAGUCAGACAUUUUAUUUCAUCCAAGGAGAAGAAAGACACAACUCUUCCAUAUGAGGAAAAAAUAUAACUGUUUCUAUUGUAAUUUAAACCUUCAG
Melanotaenia boesemani (Boeseman's rainbowfish) is the source of this 1460-nucleotide messenger RNA. RefSeq names its product H6 family homeobox 2 (gene hmx2). The coding region runs from base 216 to 1037 and encodes 273 amino acids. Lineage: Eukaryota; Metazoa; Chordata; Actinopteri; Atheriniformes; Melanotaeniidae. Gene Ontology annotation, molecular function: RNA polymerase II transcription regulatory region sequence-specific DNA binding; DNA-binding transcription factor activity, RNA polymerase II-specific. Gene Ontology annotation, biological process: regulation of transcription by RNA polymerase II. Gene Ontology annotation, cellular component: nucleus. The transcript has 2 exons. The record is from RefSeq and is a predicted model, not a curated record.